This is a messenger RNA of Poecilia latipinna (sailfin molly), 4512 nucleotides long. RefSeq names its product calcium channel, voltage-dependent, alpha 2/delta subunit 2b (gene cacna2d2b). Gene Ontology annotation, molecular function: voltage-gated calcium channel activity. The transcript is spliced from 38 exons. Bases 340 to 3741 code for a protein of 1133 amino acids. NCBI's taxonomy places the organism in Eukaryota, Metazoa, Chordata, Actinopteri, Cyprinodontiformes, Poeciliidae. The record is from RefSeq and is a predicted model, not a curated record. Gene Ontology annotation, cellular component: voltage-gated calcium channel complex.
AGAGAGAGAGAGAGAGUGUGUAUGUAUGUGUGAGUGGGAGCAGAAGCAGAGACUCUGCAGUGUCUUGGCAGCUGCAGCAGUGCAUCUCCCACCACCGUCCACGAUGCCUCCACGGAUGAUUCCCGCCUCCUCCGCCUUCACCUGACCGCAGAAAGACAUGAAGUCGUCGGGAAACUGAUCCGGACGUUCACACUUGCUCGCUGUCUGUAUGCCCCCCCACCUCCUUCCCUUCCGACACCCACCAGGAGUCAGUCAGGAGAGCUUCUUCCACGCACCCGUAGCCGUUUGGCGAGAAUUUUGUUUUAUUGUAUUUUUUAUUAUUAUUUUUUUUAAUGGAAAAUGGCGAUAGGAAAAAAACCUCGCAGCAUCCUCUGCUUAGUAUCAGUCCAAGUCCUCCUGAUUUUCAGCGCGUCGUGGCCUGGAGCAGAGGGUCUCACAUUCCCACAGCAAUACACGAUAAUGCACUGGGCCAGGCGGAUCCAGCAGGAGAUUGACAGAGCCUUUCAGCACAUCACUGGAGUUCAGCAGCUGAAAGGGAUAUACAAUGAAGAAAGGCGACACUUCAAGCUGGCGAAGAAUGAGCCGCGCAGGAUUGUGGAAAAGGUGGCUUUGGAUAUAGAAAAACUCCUGGCAAAGAAGCGUAAGGCACUUGAUCGUUUAGCGAGUGAAGCAGAGCGGCUCCAACGGGAACAUCAAUGGCAAGAUGGACUUAAGGAGCUUGACAUGGCCUACUAUGACUCCAAAGCUGAUUUGGAAUAUUACUCCAUGGACGGAGAGGCAGAGGUGGAAAACCCCUCCCAACUCAAACUGGAGUUUGUGUACGAUCCAAACUUCAAAAAUAACGUCAACUUCUCGCACACUGCAGUUCAGAUCCCGACUGAUAUUUACAAAGGAGCUCCAGACAUCCUGAAUGAGCUGAACUGGACGCAGGCGCUGGAGAGAGUGUUUAUGGAGAACAGCAGGGAGGAUCCGUCGCUGCUGUGGCAGGCGUUUGGGAGUGCGACAGGAGUCACUCGCUACUAUCCAGGUGGGGCUUUAAGCAGCUGCCUCUGCUGUUACUGUAAACUAACUCUUCAACCACAAAGUUAUACAAAGACACUGAGUUAUUUAUGCAUUGCAGCAUCUCCGUGGAAAGCGCCCGACAAAAUCGACCUGUACGAUGUCCGGAGGAGGCCUUGGUACAUCCAGGGGGCUUCAUCUCCCAAAGACAUGGUCAUCCUUGUUGAUGUGAGCGGCAGCGUCAGCGGACUCACGCUCAAACUGAUCAAGGCGUCUGUGAUGGAAAUGCUGGACACUUUAUCUGACGACGACUACGUCAACGUGGCCAGAUUCAAUGAGAAGGCUGAGGCAGUGGUCCCUUGCUUCAAGCAUCUGGUCCAGGCUAACGUGCGAAACAAGAAGAUUUUCAAGGAGGCCGUGCAGCAAAUGCAAGCUAAAGGCACCACUGACUACAAGUCUGGGUUUCAUUUUGCCUUCAACCAGCUUCUUAACAAGACAAACGUCCCGCGGGCUAACUGCAAUAAAAUAAUUAUGCUGUUUACUGACGGAGGGGAGGAUAGGGCUCAGGAUGUCUUCCUGCAAUAUAACUGGCCCAACAAAACGGUCCGAGUGUUUACCUUUUCCGUGGGUCAACAUAAUUACGAUGUGACGCCUUUGCAGUGGAUUGCUUGUACUAAUAAAGGUUACUAUUUUGAGAUCCGCUCCAUCUGUGCCAUACGGAUUAAUACCCAGGAGUACCUGGACGUGCUGGGGCGCCCCAUGGUUCUGGCAGGCGGCGAGGCCAAGCAGGUUCAGUGGACCAACGUGUAUCAGGACGCUCUGGGUCUCGGCCUGGUAGUGACGGGGACUUUGCCUGUGUUCAAUCUCACUAUGAGUGGAAACUCACAGAAUCAGUUGAUAUUAGGCGUCAUGGGAGUGGAUGUACAUCUAGAUGAGAUAAAGCGACUGACACCACGCUAUAACCUCGGAGCCAACGGAUACAUAUUUGCCAUCGAUCCAAAUGGAUAUCUGCUCCUCCAUCCUAAUCUCCAGCCGAAGCCUGUGAAUCUCCCUGAACCCGUGACCUUGGACUUCCUGGAUGCAGAAGUAGAGGACAGUAAUAAGGAGGAGAUUCGACGACAGAUGAUUGAUGGGAAACCAGGGGAAAUGCAGAUAAAAACUCUCAUUAAUUCUGUUGAUGGCCAAUACAUCGAUGAGGCACACAGAGGCUACACCUGGACUCCAAUCAAUGACACCGAUUACAGUCUUGGUCUGGUAUUACCUCCGUACAGUGAGAACUUCAUCCAGGCAGACCUGAGCGAUGUGAUGGUGCAGCUCCAGUAUAUGCAGUCAUUGUUGCCGAGCUCCUUUGAGUCCUCAGGGCAUGUUUUUCUGGCUCCCAGAGAAUACUGCAAGAACCUGCAGCUUUCUGAUAACAACACACAGUUCCUGCAGAACUUCCUCUCUCUCAUGCUGGAUAUCUCCCCAGAGUCUGAUGAAUGUGACCAAGGUCUCAUCCACAACCUUAUCCUGGAUUCCAGGAUUAUUGGUCAGCUUGCUUCUCGCGUUUGGAAGAAACAGGAUCUGAAUGCGUACGGCUUCCUGGCUGUUUUCGGAUCCACGCACGGAGGAAUAACUCGAGUUUUUCCCAACAUAGCUGCCGAGUUAUGGGACGAGGAUCCAGAACCGUUUAAUUCGGAUUACUACAGAAGGAGCCUGGAUAAUAAAGGCUACAUGUUCAGACCUUCACUGAGACCCUCAGAUGACGACCCUUUUGGGGCUGAAAAUGGCACCACAGGAAUCCUGGUUAGUUCAGCUGUCGAGGUGGAUUUAGGAGGAAAACUGCUCAAGCCUUCAGUGAUUGGAGUGAAGCUGGACCUGGAGGCAUGGGUGGACAAGUUUAAAAUCCUGGCCAGCAACGUGUCAGAUAACCGACAGGGGUCACACAAGUGUGGACCAUCCAGAAGCUGUGAGAUGGACUGUGAAGUAAACACAGAUGACUUGCAGUGCUAUCUCAUCGAUGAUGGCGGCUUCCUCGUCAUGUCCAAUCAGAGAGAUCACUGGAAGCAGAUUGGCCUCUUCUUCGGUGAUGUGGACCCGUUCCUGAUGUAUGCGCUCUACAACAACUCCAUCUUCGCCCGUCGACAGUCCUUCCAGUACCAGUCUGCGUGCGAAAUGGUCAGCAGAAGCCACACUGGAGCAGCGCCGAGAGGGAUCUAUGUGCCGUCCAUAGGCGACGUCUUGAGCUUGGCGUGGUGGACGUCCACACUGGCAUGGUCUGUGAUUCAGCAGCUUCUCUAUGGACUCGUUUACAGCAGCUGGCUCCACCAAGAUGACAUUUUUAUUGACGCUUUUGAGACCAAACAAAGCAGCUGUGUGACCAUCCAAAGCCAGUUCUACUUCACAAACACCACCAACUCCUACAACGUCCUGCAGGACUGUGGAAACUGCUCGCGGCUGUUCCACUCAAAGCGGAUUGAAAACACCAAUUUGCUCUUUGUGGUGGCUGAGACAUUGCCCUGCAGCUCCUGUGAGAUUGAGAAACUGUCCCAGAUCAAGAGGGAGUUUCAGGAGGAAAAUCCAUGUGAACUGCUGAGCAAUGCGCGAUAUCGUAGAGGUCCAACUCCCUGCUUUGACUACAGUGCCUUAGAAAACACGUCAGAGUGUGGUCGAGGUUCUUCACUGCAGGCCUCUAUAGGAACCCUUCUCUUCAUUCAGCUCAUUCUGCCUCUCUUUCAUCUCUCACACAUCCAAACACUCUGACAUGUUCCAUCUCCUCGGAUUUAGGCUCGGAUCUACGGAAGCUCUGCAGGUCUGCGGCUGCACCCUUUUUAGAUAAACUGCACGUGAAGAGGAGGCGGCAGAUGAAACUGAAAGUUUGACUUCAGUGAAGCCUACAGGGACUGACGGCAUGUUGGGGAUUUAGGUAUUUUGCAGCAAAUGAAAGUACAGAGAAGUUUAAAGUUAUGAGCAACAUACUGCCCAAUGAAAAUAUCUUUUAUGUAGAAAAAAAAAAGAUUAAAAUUCUGUUUGAAACACUGAAUGUUAAUUACGCAUAUAAGUUGUAUAUGAAAAUAAGACACACUUUCGGACAUCCACUUACUUGCUUUGUUAAUGAGAAAUAAAACAUCAGUAUUGUUUUUUUAUGCAAUAUUUUGUGUUUAUUUAUUUUGAACUUUUUAAUAACAGAUAGAAACUGAAUGUAUUUGAAGUUUCUGAGAGCACAGGGAGUCUAAAUUGAUAUAUAUAUUAAAUUACCCUGUGUGUUUAUGUCCUCAGAGUUUUUGGAAAACAAACAUUAAGAUUGUUUUUGCUGUGACUUUGCUUUUCAUUUUGCUGAUGUCGUUGUUUACUCUGGAACAUUUCCUCUCUUUGUGCCAGUCUUCAGCACCACCUCAUUUUGUACAGACAGUGUGACACAGUCAGCAGAAUAUAAAGGAUGAAUUUGUAAAGAUUUUGUCAGUCUCAUUAAGGAAUAGAAAUUUAAAUGUUUAUAUCUUUGGUGAUUAAAUGCUGUUGAUAUUUUUCACUUCA